CCUCCCCGGGGGAGGGCGCUCGGGGGCCGCGGUCCCGCCGGCAGCGCCCGCCAUGUUUCCCGGCAGCCCGCCCUGCCAGCCGCCCGCCUGAGCCUCCCGGCGGCCGGCCCGGCCCGGCGGCUGCCCGCCUCCGCCGCCGGGACACCCAACGUCCGAAGGAACUGCUGAACACUUGGUGUGCGGCAGGCCGGUGGCCUCGGCCGGGAUCCCGCCUGCCAGGCACGCUCGGGGCGGCGGGGACGGAGAGGCCAGUUUGGGCAGGGACGGACGGCUGCCCGGGUGCUGUGAAGAACGAACGCCUGCCCUGGUGCAGGGAUCCAGCCUGCCCUGGUGCUGGGACGAACGCAUACCUGCCCUGGUGCUGGGACGCACACCUGCCUUGGUGCUCGGACAAACAAACGCCUGCCCUGGUGCUGGGAGCACUGGCCUGAGCUCUGCCAGGGGAGCCACGAGUGCAGAGCGGAACCUCCUGUCACCUGGUUGAGGACAAGGAGGAAUAAACCAGAGCUGAUCUACUUCCAUCCCGUAGGAGUGCCCCUAGGAGGCUUGUCGCCUUGGAGGAGAGAGGAUGGCUCAGGAGACAAACCAAACCCAGGUGCCUCUGUUGUGUACCACAGGCUGUGGGUUUUAUGGCAGCCCCCGGACCAACGGGAUGUGCUCCGUUUGCUAUAAGGAGUUUCUACAGAGACAGCAGAGCAGUGACCGGAUAAGCCCCCCAGCACCCAGUGGUCCCAACAGCAGCCCCAUGGCUUCAGAUUCAAUUGCAGGGCAGCGUGCAGAGGGAGACUCCACACCUGAGGAUGCAAAAGCCAGUGCUCAGACUCCUGUGACCCAUCAGAUGACGGCCAUGAGCAUAUCCAGAGAAGAAAACAGCAGUGAGACAGAAGAGUUCAUUAAGACAGAAGAAGCCUCAUCAGCAUCUUCCUCGUCAGGUACCCUGCUUGAAGUAUCCCAGAACACCACAGCUGAGGAUAAGACGGCUUCAGAAAAACCGAAACAGAAGAAGAAUCGCUGCUUCACUUGCCGGAAGAAGAUAGGGCUAACCGGCUUUGACUGCCGCUGUGGGAACCUGUUCUGUGCCAUUCACCGGUACUCUGACAUGCAUUCCUGCCCCUACGACUACAAGGCAGAAGCCGCUGAGAAGAUCCGUAAGGAGAACCCCAUCGUUAUUGCUGAGAAGAUCCAGAAGUUGUGAAGGGGGCUGAGCAGCUCGAACUGCAGCCAGGUGGCCUGAUGCUCCUCUCCUUCCUCCCAGCCUUUCUCCUCUUCCUCCCAGCCCCAUCGGUGGUGCGAUGGGAACGCCAGCAGCACACAUGAACCAGCACCUGGACAUGGGGACUCCUUGCAACUCUUUGGCAGACAGUUGACAUUCUCCCUUCCUCCUGUCUGACAGCCACAGCUGAGCUGAUCCAUCCUUGACCAAGCUUCCCAAAGAAAAAGGGACCAUCCUGCCCCGCAGCUCCAGUGCUAAAACCUUCGGACUUGUUUUCUGCUGGGGCAGUUUGUGCGGCAGCGGGGCUCUGCUGGGCAGCCUUUCCCUUCAGCCAGUACCUGAGUCCUGUGAACACACGGGACUCACAGCUGGACCCCACAAGCAGCCACUGGACUUUGUUCCCUCUGCCCCACCAUCUCUUUGUGGCAGAUAUAACCCAGGGAGCUGGGGAAUCCUGGCAGCAAGGCUGCCUUCUGCUCCUUGAGAGGUGUUUCUUUAGUUUUAACACCCCAAAUACCCUUCCCCUUCCUUUCAGACACUGUUGUUGAAGCACUGAGGUGGUUAAGCAGCAGAGUACUGGCACAGUAAAGUUAUUUUGUGGCUUGAAGCGACAUAGACACACUCCAGCCGCAGAUCAAGACCUUUAGGAAAGUACUGCUCGCUGCUUCAUGCCUCUUGCCGCAGGCAGGGAGUGAGACAGCCUGCUCACUCUGAGUCCAGGGCUGUGGCUGGGCUGCGGGACACCCUUGCACCAGCCUCCCGUGCUUCAACGUGCCCUGAAUAACCGCUGGCUGCUUCCCAAGCGAGGUUUGUUGCAACACAGCAGUGCCUGCGCCUCUCCUCUCCCCUCUGCUCCCUGCCUUCUGCCUUACACAGUUCUUUCUCAUCAGGGUUGUGCACACAGUUCAAACCGCCCAACCGCCACUUCCUUUCCUGUCCCUGCAUGCAGGCGGAUGGCGGGGACCCUUCCUCCCCUGUGGGCCGUGCUGGUGUUCAGUGAAAGCCUUUCUCCCCUGUGAGCAUGUUGGCUUGGGAAGCCCACCCAAAUGCCUGGCUGUCCCACCUCACUGCUUGUCCUCGUGGGAUGAGAGGUAGGGCCAGAUCCCCAGGAGAUGCUCCAAAAGCCAGACAGAGGGAUCUGGGGAAAGGCACACGGAGGGCUGCAGGGCAUGUGAAAUGUCAAGAGGAGGGACCCGGGGUGCCCAGAAGCACGAGGUGGGGGCUUUCAGAGAAGCCCAUGGAGAACCCUGGGGAGCCGGGAAAAGACUUGGAGAGCUCUGGGUCUGCUGAGACUCAUGAAGAGUUCUUGGUGCUGGAAGACUCGGGGAAGGCUCCAGGGUGCAAGAGAAAGGAAAUGGAGAGCUUUGGGGUGCAGUGAACAUGCUCAGAGGACUCGAGCACCCCAAAAGGCAUCUGGAAGGCUCUGGGGUGGGGGGAAAGCCAAAUGCCAGGCUUGAUAGCACUCCAGGAAAGACAUGUGGAGGGCUCUGGGGCUGUUGGAAAGGAAAACUUGGAGCUUAAGCACACAGCGCAAGGCAGGCGGCAGCUCCUGAGGGGUACCGAAGGCCACCUGCACCACACAGGGUCUGCGACUGCCCUGGAGGGGCUUUCCUCCCUGGAAACACCAGGAGCGGGGCUGUGGCCGCAGGGCUCGCAGUCUCACAAGCAGAGAAACCCCAAUGAGUCCCAGGGGAAAAGCAACAGCCUCUGGCCCACUUCUGGCCGUCCCAUGCUUUGGAAGUGUUUCCCUCAGUGGUGGCUCGUACAAGAGAGCGGAGCUGCAGGGGCUGAACCGGCAGCCUGGGGAAAUCACGGCAGCUCCUUCCAAGGGCCAGUUCCCUCCCCUGCUUGUGGCAGUUCUGCCACAGUGAUUGCAGUGGGGUCAUUCCAAAGGUUUCCUUUUUCCCAUCUGUUUUCAGCCAAAGUGGUGUGUGCCCUGCGGCACUUGCCAUCAUACGGCGUUACUGGGAAGAUUCAGACCUCCAAAACCAAUGCAAAUCCCCUGCUGGCGUGGAGCGGAGGCGAAGCUGGCUCUUGCCAGCCUUUUCCUCAGGUUUUUGCUUCUGGGGCAUAUUGGUGUCACGUCUGGAGCACGCGAGUGGCAGCACGUUUUAGUGCUAGGAUACGCCCGGGCUGGGAGCGCGGCGCUGCGUGGUGAGGCUGUUUCACCGUCGAGGUUUUUGCUGAGAAUGAGCCAUCGCUCCCUGGGAGGAAGCCGGGAGAAACUGCAAACCCCCCCCUUGCCUGGCGUUCACAUGAAGGUCGCGAGCCCCUGGGGACGGGAAGCAGCUUCCAUGGAUGCAACGGGAAAGCCCACGCGGCUAAAGGGCAGCCACCUGCUUCUCCACCACCUACCUUUUCCUCUUUAUUUCCUUCCUCUUCCUAAGUGUAAAUAUUAAUACAGUCUAGUUUGCUUGGA
This is a messenger RNA of Falco peregrinus (peregrine falcon), 3632 nucleotides long. RefSeq names its product AN1-type zinc finger protein 5-like. Gene Ontology annotation, molecular function: DNA binding; zinc ion binding. The transcript is spliced from 7 exons. The record is from RefSeq and is a predicted model, not a curated record. Lineage: Eukaryota; Metazoa; Chordata; Aves; Falconiformes; Falconidae. The coding region runs from base 569 to 1195 and encodes 208 amino acids.